Nanorana parkeri is the source of this 609-nucleotide messenger RNA. Its product is annotated as transmembrane 4 L6 family member 4-like. Bases 1 to 609 code for a protein of 202 amino acids. Gene Ontology annotation, cellular component: membrane. The record is from RefSeq and is a predicted model, not a curated record. Lineage: Eukaryota; Metazoa; Chordata; Amphibia; Anura; Dicroglossidae. The transcript has 5 exons.
AUGUGCUCUGGAAGCUGUGCUAAAUGUCUGGGCAUUACCUUAAUUCCACUAGCUGUUCUCUGCAUCUUGGCCAAUAUCCUGCUAUUUUUUCCUGGAGGAAAAGUUGCUAACAACAAUGGGCAUAUAUCUGAUGAAGUCUGGUAUUUUGGUGGAAUACUGGGAUCUGGAGUGUUGAUGGUGUUUCCAGCUUUGGUGUUCCUUGGACUGAAGAACAAUGACUGCUGUGGCUGUUGUGGCAAUGAGAAAUGUGGAAAGAGAUUUGCGAUGUUUUCUUCGAUCCUUUUUGCUGCCAUUGGGUUUGUUGGAGCUGGCUACAGCUUUAUAAUAUCUGUAGUUGGUAUACACAAAGGCCCCAAAUGUGACAUAGGCUAUGGAAACUGGACAUAUGCCUUUGAUGGGGGAAAUUACUUGGGAAACCCGAAGACCUGGAGUACGUGUGUUGCACCCCCUGAUAUAGUCCCAUGGAACCUGACACUUUUUAGUUUGCUGCUCAUAAUGAACGCGGUCCAGGCUGUUCUCUGUGCUACCCAAGCUAUUAAUGGCAUCAUUGGGACGUUUUGUGGAGACUGCAGGUGCUCUGGAUGUUGUGGGGGAGAAGGAACAGUUUAA